AUGCUCCAAACAACCUACAUUAUACUAAUCUCUAUUCUGGCCUCAUUUUUACCCCAUGGAACAGCAAUGCUCAACCUCACUCUGCCCGGCCAACACCCAGACCCCGAAUCCGUUGCCCGAGAACUUCACAGGAAGGUGAAUGCCUCAAUUACAAGAAGGGAAAUGCUCGCAGUGUCAGAGAAAGAGGUGGGGUCGUGCCUAACGGGGAACCCCAUCGACGAUUGCUGGAAAUGCGACCCAGAUUGGGCCAACAACAGGCAAAGACUAGCUGAUUGUGCAAUUGGGUUCGGCCAGAACGCAAUGGGAGGGAAAGGUGGUCAAUUUUACAUUGUUACUGAUUCCUCAGAUGAUGACCCUGUUAACCCAAAACCUGGCACGCUUAGAUACGCGGUUAUACAGAAUGAGCCUUUGUGGAUCGUUUUCCCCAGUAAUAUGAUGAUUAAGCUCUCUCAAGAACUCAUUUUUAACAGCUACAAGACCAUUGAUGGGCGUGGCGCUGAUGUUCACAUUGUGGGUGGAGGGUGCAUUACUUUGCAGUAUAUAAGUAACGUCAUCAUACACAACAUUCACAUCCACCAUUGUCACCCCUCCGGUAACGCUAACGUGCGGUCGAGCCCAGAGCACUACGGGUACAGAACAGAAUCAGACGGCGACGGAAUAUCGAUAUUCGGAGCAAAGGACAUAUGGAUCGACCACUGCACGCUGUCGCGUUGCAAGGACGGUUUAAUAGACGCAGUGAUGGGUUCAACGGGGAUAACGAUCUCAAACAACCACUUUUCACACCACAACGAAGUGAUGCUACUGGGGCACAGCGACCACUACUUGCCAGACUCCGGGAUGCAGGUGACGAUAGCCUUCAACCACUUCGGGGAGCAGCUGGUGCAGAGGAUGCCACGUUGCAGGCUGGGAUACAUCCACGUGGUCAACAACGACUUCACGCGCUGGGAGAUGUAUGCCAUUGGGGGGAGUGGGGCACCCACGAUUAACAGCCAAGGGAACCGCUACACUGCGCCUGAGGAUGGUUACGCCAAGGAAGUGACCAAGAGGUUGGACUCUGGCGAAGGGGAUUGGAGUGGCUGGAAUUGGCGGUCCGAAGGAGAUGUUAUGCUCAAUGGAGCAUUCUUUGUGGCUUCUGGCCAAGGCGCUGAGGCUAAGUAUCAAAAGGCUUACAGCGUUGAACCUAAGUCUGCAGAUCGCAUUUCCCUCCUCACCAUGUCCGCUGGUGUUCUCGGCGUUGCCAGCAGGGACAAUAAUCUCGGAAUGUGGACUAGAGGACCCAACGAUGGUGGCACUUAUAUUUCAGAUAUCGGCCCAGAAUACACUGACGAUAUGUCCCGGAGCACAAUGGUGUUCCCACCUUCACCUAACUUGAUUAUUCUAUCUGUUUUCGUUGCAUUGUCGUGCUUGUUAUCUCGUACGACAACCUUAACAUUAGUUCUAUGA
Abrus precatorius (Indian licorice) is the source of this 1443-nucleotide messenger RNA. Its product is annotated as probable pectate lyase 12. The transcript is spliced from 4 exons. NCBI's taxonomy places the organism in Eukaryota, Viridiplantae, Streptophyta, Magnoliopsida, Fabales, Fabaceae. The coding region runs from base 1 to 1443 and encodes 480 amino acids. The record is from RefSeq and is a predicted model, not a curated record. Gene Ontology annotation, molecular function: pectate lyase activity.